Messenger RNA from Eimeria necatrix, 486 nucleotides. RefSeq lists its product as hypothetical. The coding region runs from base 1 to 486 and encodes 161 amino acids. The record is from RefSeq and is a predicted model, not a curated record. Lineage: Eukaryota; Apicomplexa; Conoidasida; Eucoccidiorida; Eimeriidae. The transcript has a single exon.
AUGGCAGCAAAAGAUAUUUUAAACUUUAAAUUUCAACAAAUUUCGCUCCAAGAGCAGCAAAAUCGGCAAAGAUCCAGCAGCACUGCUGCUUCUUCCGUCGGCGGCGAAAGACUCGCCAGCCAAGACAGCCUCUUCUCUUCUUCUUCUGAGCAGCUUCAGCAGCAACACGGGGACUCGGAGGCGCUGGCAGCAGCAGCAGCAGCAGCAGCAGCGCAGCAGCAGCACGCAGAGCCCCCUCGAACCCCAGCAGCAAAUGGGAAAUGGAGGCGAAAGCUGCUGCUGCUGCAGCCCGCAGCAGCAGCCCUGCUGCGGGCCCCCGCUGCUCCCAGGCCUCAGCAGCAGCGCCGCUGUCUGCAGCCCUUGCAGCUUCCAAGAGCAGCAGGCAGCGCCUGUCUGCUGCCCGCGGAGCAGCAGCAGCAGCAGCAGCAGCAGCAGCAGCAGCAGCGCGCUGCCGCAGCAGCAGCCGCUGAGCUGCAUUGUCACUGA